ACGGGGCCGCAACAAGCGGGCCGUACGCGCAAAUUGUACACUACACAUUGAUAUGCUUCUAUCGUAAAGGUGUUCCGAGUGAUCCACAUUCGAGAGAAAAAUUAGAGAGAGACUCGACGACAACGCGAUGAGUCAAUUUAUAUAAACUCUUACGAGUUAUUCGCUAUCUGCAGUGUAACAAUUGGGAUAUCAUUACCUUGAUUAUUUCACGAUCGACGUAUUUUAUCACAUGCGUAGACUGUUUAACUCAAUUAUUUUCGCAAUCCCCCGGCGCCCGGUAUUUCCUAUACCUAAUAUGUUACAUAUUAUAAUACCACACGAACGACGCUGGGGCAAUUCUCGCGCUUAGAUUUUCUCAAACAAAAUCACGAUCGUGAUUCAUUUAUAAUUAUCGCUGUUAAUUCGCCAGCAAUAAAUUAUGAGAUAAUUCGAUUCAUUCUCUAGGAAUUGAUUACAAUAAGGGCGAUACGUAUAUACACGGGAAUUCCAGUUUUUUUUCUAUUACCGUAUUUCAAUUUAAACAUUUUAAGGAAAAAGAUUCGUACCUAUUUCGUUGGUUUUAAUGCGCUUUAUUUAUGAAUUAUUCUUAAAAAUAUACUCCGAGGUUUUUUUCGUUUCGUUUUUUUGCCAUUGACGCUUGUAAUCAGCGUGUUGUGUUGUCAUUCAAUGUGGCCCGCCUCUUUAUUACCGAUAAGGUAGAACGUUUCGAAUUACGAGAUGCCAGGGUGCUGCUAUCUGGAUCUACGACGGGUUAGCUAACAAAUAAACUUCCGAUCGUCGUCGUCGUCGUCGUCGUCGUCGUCGUCGUCGUCGUCGUCGACUCGUCGAACUCCUCAAACGCAACGAACGAAAAAGUAUCGAGUCUGUGACGUCACAAAAGGGAAGAGGAGACGGUGGAAGUGGCAGCAGCAGCGGCGGCGGCGGCAGCAGCAGCAGCAGCAGUAGGAGGAGGAGGCGAUGAACGACGGAUGUUGAGAUCGAAUAAUGUCUGAUUAUUUUAAUUUAUUGUCUCUCCGUGCACAGUAAUGAACGUGUAUGUGAUUAUGGCGGUGUGAAGAGGACUUUUCCUUUUCUUGUUCACGUGCGUUUACGAGCCGGGUUUCAAUCGAAAGAAAACACGUGGGCUAAAAUUAAAUUGUCCGAAAAACUUGCGGGCCGCACUCAACGACAGUCCAAAGCGAGAAAAAAGGAUUAAAACGAGGAAAGAAGAGAGGAAAAUAUAUACCUACUGGGGGAAAAAAGAAUGACUUAUAAAAAAAAAAUAGAAUAAAGAGAGAAACAAGUGAGUCGUGUUGUGUUGUUGAACGGAGCCUGACCGAAGAAAUCAACUCUCGUAGUUUCGCAAAAUCAGCGGCGAAGAACGCUUGUAGAAAGUUUUUUUUUUUUAUUAUAAAGCGUAACGGGCCCCGGAGGACCUGGGUGACAAUGGCGAGUUCGAAAGUGGAAUGAUAGGAUGCAAGAAGGUAGCACCGCAGUGGCGCUAGCAAUGGUCACCCCUGGCUACGAUCAGGACCCUGCAAGCGGGGUAGCCGACUAUACGACACACCAAGACCAGGCUCAGUUUGAAGCGGACAAGAGAGCUGUCUACAAACAUCCAUUAUUUCCCUUAUUAGCGUUACUGUUUGAAAGAUGCGAGCAAGCAACGCAAAGCUCAGACAACUCUACGUCGGAAAGUUUCAACAUGGACAUUCAGGCGUUUGUCCAACACCAAGAAAGAGACCGAAAGCCGUUCCUAAUCAAUGACCCAGAGAUUGAUGGUCUGAUGAUCAAGGCCAUACAGGUGCUGCGAAUUCAUCUCCUGGAAUUGGAAAAAGUUCAGGAGUUGUGCAAAGACUUUUGCAACAGGUACAUAACGUGUCUGAAAGGCAAAAUGCAGAGCGAAAAUCUUUUACGCAGCGACUACAGUCAUCAGGGACACGACAUGGGUCCGUCGAGUGGCAGCAAUGGAAGCAGCCCGCUUCAGGUGCUGUCAUCUACAGGCAAUGAUGUUGAGCCGGGAGCUAACGGACUCGGAAUGAGCGGAGGAGAUUCACUGAUGGAGAGUAGUGCGGGUAUUUUGACGGUGCACGGUGAGGGGGGAAACGACCGUCCCUCCUCAACUCGAUCAUCAUCCGCCACACAGCACUCUAACAGAUCUAGCAGCCAGGACAACGAUGAUCCACCAUCGCCAUCGAUGGUCCAUGGAAGUACGCCCCUUUCACAGAUCGGGGCUCAUCCUAGCGCAUCUGCCAAUGACAUGUAUCUUGGACAAGAGGAUAUUGACACAGUGAUUACUGAAGACAGAAUAUAUUUGGAAGAAGUUGGAUACUGGGGUCUUCUUCCGUUGCAGCAACGUGAAAAUCAGUAUAUCGAUGUUGGCGAUGCUAGCGAUGAAAAGUAUUGUGAUGUUACUGUUGCAGGCUCCCCAUCCCCAGCACCGAGUGAAGAUGAAGAUGAUGGUUGUGGCACAACGAUUUCUGGUCACAGCGGCGGUCACAGUAGCGCUAGGAAAGGAAGACAGAAACGAGGAGUUCUACCCAAACAAGCCACCAGUAUUAUGCGAACUUGGCUUUUCCAACACUUAGUCCAUCCGUACCCAACGGAAGAUGAAAAACGUCAAAUAUCGAGUCAAACAAACCUAACACUUUUGCAAGUCAACAAUUGGUUCAUAAACGCCAGGCGUCGAAUCCUUCAACCGAUGCUAGACGGGGCAGCAGAGGCGAUACCUCGUGCUGGUAAACGACACAAAGUUGCUAAGCAUAUCGCGCAACAGCAACAACAAACGCAACAACAACAGCAACAACAACAAUCGGGCUGGCAGUCUGAAGAUUCAGGGAGUGACUCAGGUACCAGCGAUGGCGAAGUAGAUGUUGAUAGAACUAAGGAUGGCAAUGACAGUGACGAUGACGAUCUUCACUGACCUCUGUCGACCGAUAAACCGUUGACAUCUCCGCGGUACCUUCACACUCAGUUGCUCACUACAGUAUUAAGGCAUUCGACGUUAUAUUUUGCUUUGACUGUCCGAUACGUAAUCAUUCUCGCAAGUCAGGGACACGUGAUUCGAGUAUAUCAAGCUCUUCUAUUACCAUGAAUCCUAAUAUCGCAAUCAAUUUGUUAAUUGUUCACGGUUACUAGCGAUCCCAUAAUUAAUUUUCUCCUCGGUAUUGUUCAUUUUUAUUCUUCUCAAUUCGAAUCUUCCGAUUACUCUUAAGAUUCCUCCAUUGUUACCUAUGAAGAUUGUUGAUCCCAUAAACAUUUUGCCAUAUAAGAUUUAAAAAAAAAAAAAAAUACCAUGGUUUUUAGUUACAGUCUUUAUAUUCCGACGACAGUUAGGGAUAGACUGAUGAAUUUAUGUCACUGUAAGUUAACUCGUAAGUGUGCCAUCGAAGAGCGUGGUUAACUUGCGCACCUGUCUCGAAAACCAGCUCUGCAUCGUCGUCACGUAGCAAAGUGCUGUCCCUCCAUGAUAAUGAUAACUACUUAAAUUAAAAAUAUAUGAGUAUAUUUUUAAACUCUAAGUGUCGUCUCUGUGCGUGUACCACAGCUUGCGGGCUGGUACUGCUGUACAUAGUUAAUACAUACUAAACUAAAAAAGAAAACCUAUUACUAAGUGAUAAUGUUAAAUGAUAAUUAUUAGAAAUUCUUAACAAAGAUUCAAUAAAUAUUACGCUGCAUAACUGAAAAGACAUAACGACGUGACGACGCGCACACGCCAUGCAUAGAGAAUAGAGUUACACCGCUGUCUACAUAUGAUAAUUACGUUUCAAUAACCGUUAAAUUUGUGAAUUUCCACUUCGUUUCUUUCAUUUUAAUCCCGUACACGAAUAAACCUAUGCACGUAAUAUUUAUACCACGGAAAACAUUUCUGUACAGAUGUCUUUCUUUUCUCUUUUUUUUUUGUUCUCGUUAACGAAUAAUUCCAAAUGAGGUGGUGAUAGGUUGCGCUAAUAAUGUACCCCAAUUCGCUUUUGUGAAUCCUUGUAACUUACACGAUGAAUAUAUUUUGUUACUAUCGGCAGCACACUGCCAGGUGUUGUGCGUUUUUUGGCCUAUAAAAAUAUUUCACAAUGACCUUGUGUUUUUAUAAGGUGCGAAGCAAAGGUGUGAAACUUCUUAUAAAAUUCCAUACCUGUAUUUCGAUAAAAGAAACAAAAAAAAAUAAAUAAAUACUAAUAACACUAAUACUAAUAACAAGAAUAAUUAGCUCGUAAAUGUACUUAUAUAACUCGAACGCCAUCAUCAGUUGCAGACAGCACUAUAAGGUAUAGCUUGGUAUAAGGUUUACCGAAUAAUGUCGCAUCUUUGGUAAAAUUACAGCCGUGCAAUGAUAUUUUCUCAUUUACGGGAAAUUAUUAUUGCCAAUAGCAGUAAAUCUCGUACGAGGCUAUAUUAUAUAUAAAUAUAUAUACAUAUAUAUAUAUAUAUAUAUAUCUUAAUAAUAUUUUACAUUAAGAGAAAAAGAAAACUAGGAUAUAAGAGGUAGGUUGUAAGGCUGAACCACGUAUACGUAUGUGCUGCGGCACCAGACAACUGUGAUAACUCGGUGGGCGGUGCCCAGCCUCCUACUUCAUACUUGUAUACUGAAUACAUACUAAUUAAUAGUAAAUACUUAAAUUUAAGAACUCAACUAUAUAGUUCGAACAUACGCAACAAUAUUGAUCAAAUGUAUAUUUGAUUAUGACUCCAUUAUUUCAUCAAAACAACGCAUGUGCAUAGUUAUACAUAAUACACAAAUUUCUAAAAUACCUACCCACCUACCUACCUGUAUUGUGUAUGUACGGACCUUCAGGAUGAAUUCUCACGUCAGUUAUGCAAGUUAGCAUGGAAACGUGUAUAUUUCACUUUAUAUAUUUCACAAUUAUCACCGAGCUGAGGAUGGCUUAUUCGAUAAAGUAACGACAAUUAUGAUUGUUUUUUUUCCCCCCAACAAAAACCGCGGCAAUCGCACUUUCUCCGUACCCUUAAGUACAAAAGGGAUUAUAGCUAGUAAGGAAAAAGAGGAAAAAACCGCGGUAUCGCUACUUUAAUCGGAUGCCUCGAAUAAAUUAUACCUAUCUUGAGGAUUUCUCAAACACGUUUCGAGCAAGAAUUUUCAAUCAUUAUUUUGAAACUUCAAAGAGAUGCAAUUUAUGCUCGAUAAGUCAGACGUGUAAAAAGCACGAGUCAAUAUUUUUUAUUCGCGUCACCCAUCGAGUUUUUAUUUUUUGAACGGGUUAAAGUCGGAAACAAGUUUGAAAUGAAUGAAUUUUUUGUUGUUGGUUUGUGUUCUGUUCGAGUUAUUCGCGACAAUUUUUUUUCUGCAAUGAUUUGACUGUCAAUGAUACAUACAUUUUAACUCAUCUCGAUAAUGCUAAUGAAUAGUUGAUUUCAUAUCAGACAUUCCCCUGAUCUCGUUAAAGCUAUAAUUGUUUAAUCGUUGAUUUAACGUUGUUUAUAAAGGAUUAAAAUUUCGUAAUAAUGGUUGUCGUCAUGUUACUACGAUAAUGCAAACAAUUCAAGUUUUUAUAACCCGGGAGUUACUCUGGACCAUUCUGAGCUCAGUUAUUAAUGAAAAUUGAGAGCUACACGUGCUACAUACUAAACUGCAUCGCAUACUGAAACAAAAAAAAAAUGACUACUACUCUCUCAUGUACAUCUACGCUCUGUUAAUUAAGUUUAUUGAUAAUAAAUGCCAUCACGCUUGCAAAAAAAUA
Athalia rosae (coleseed sawfly) is the source of this 5672-nucleotide messenger RNA. RefSeq names its product homeobox protein PKNOX2-like. Gene Ontology annotation, molecular function: DNA-binding transcription factor activity, RNA polymerase II-specific; RNA polymerase II cis-regulatory region sequence-specific DNA binding. NCBI's taxonomy places the organism in Eukaryota, Metazoa, Arthropoda, Insecta, Hymenoptera, Athaliidae. The transcript is spliced from 7 exons. Gene Ontology annotation, biological process: regulation of transcription by RNA polymerase II. Bases 1454 to 2899 code for a protein of 481 amino acids. The record is from RefSeq and is a predicted model, not a curated record.